AUGGACGUCAGCAAUGGCGGCGACGGCAUCGGCGUUCCCAAGGAUUCGGCGGUGGUGGCCAUGGAGGACGUGUCGUUCAUAUCGGAGCCGCACAUGCACCGCGCCGCCCUCGCCAUUAUCGCCCUCGGCGGAACCACAGCCUUCGCGCUUAGCCUCGCCGCGCAGUUCACGCGGAUAUCGACGUAUUCGAUUUUGACGAAUCCAUGGGGCGCGCUGUACUGCAGCUACCCGCCCUCCGCGGCCACGUGGCUGGCCGUUGCUGCCAUCUUCGUGCUGCUCUUCACCGAGGCGUUUACUCUGCUGACGGGCGGGUCCACGUGGGCGCGGCCGCUGUUCACGCGCCAUGUGGGGCGCGGGGAGAUGGCGCCCACUGUGGGCCGCCGCUCCCACCUGCAGCUCGCUCUGCUGGUCUUCAACAUGUCAGUCGCGCCGGGAGGUGGAGGGGGAGGGGAGAAGGGGGAUUGCUGGGAGGACGGGUGGAGCACUCUCUCCACCCACCCACCCAAAGCAUCUCACUUCGCCCUUCUCCCUUUCCUGUUCCAGUCAGCUCCCGUCCUCUCCUUCUUCUAUUGCCGAGGUUGGAUUUCCCCACGCUGCCUGUCUAUCUCCUUCCACGUGGCUUUCUUGCAUCCCUUCCUCUCAUCACUCCCCAUCCCAGCAUACGUCCACUCCUGCCCCCCUCCUCGGCCGCCCUUCUCCCUCUCAAUCGCAUGUCUCUUUUCCCCUUCCAACCAGCCUUCCCCCCGCGCUCUUCCCCCCUCUCCACCUUUUCCCAUCAUCCCACCCCCCCUCACGGCCACACAUCUACAUCCGCACGCCCUCCCAUCCCGCUCUCCCUGCAGCCUCUUCUUCCUUGCAUCCGAAGGGCUCCUGAUCGCAGCGGCCGUGGAGAAUUCGUUCCACAUCUCCUCUGUACCAUACUCCACCGACAUCAACACCAUCAUGUACUGCAGCACCGUCAACGAGGCCGUCUUCAUCUCUGCGGCUGUAUUUGCUGCGUUCUCCGCUGUUCUCAUGGUUGCUUAUUACAUUCUGGCGAUCAAGGCGAGCCAGGAUACGUGGCUGCGGCACUAUGAGCCCGCGCCUAUGGUGGUCGAUAUGGAGGCGUUUGGCAGGGACGCUGCGCGGACCACUGUUGCGAGUAUUCACGGGGAGAACGUGGGGGGCGGGAGGAGUGGGAGGAAGGGCGGGAGGAAGGGGGGGAAGUCGGGGAAGGGCGGGAGGAAGAAGGAGAGUGGGAGUGGGGAGGGUGGUGCGGAGGCGGCCGGUGGGGAUGGUGGUGAAGUGUCGUCGGGGCGAGGGAAGCAAGAAGCAGCGGCAGAUGAUAGAGACGAUGGCGAACAAGUAGCAAGCGGCGGGAGAGGGAAAGCAGCGGAUAGGGGAGUGGUCGAAGCGGAAACGGCGAUUGGCGUGAGUGCAACGGGGGAGCGCACGGUUGGGGUGACGGGGGGUAGCAGAAAAUGGGGAGAGGGGAAGGGGGAGGAGGAGGGAGCGCGAAGAGAGGAGGCGGGAGAGGUGAAAGAGGAGGGAGAGGAGAGAGAGGAGGGAGAGAAGGAGAGGGAGAAAAAGGAAGGGAUCGAGCUUUCUGGUGCGGGACAAGAGGAUGACGUCUGGUCUGGGAACGAUGUAGCAGCAGGUGAUGACGUGGAACGGGGAGUUUCCCACGUGUCAGACGAUUCUGACCAUCACUCACGGCAGCAGCAGCAGCAGUGUCAUCCCCUCCGCGUGCCAUGUCCCCCAGCAGCCCACGGUCGGAGGGCAGUGAGGAGAGGGGGUACAACAGUGCAGACGAUCUUUCCUCAUCACAUCCUCCACUCCACUCUCGCCUCGCCCUGCCGUCUUCUUUCAGUGUUCCUUCCCAACUCCAAACCCCCAUUCCCUACCACCCCUCCCUCGCUACCUUUCCGGCAGCCCCCACCACACAACAAGCACCAGCAGCAACAACUCCAGCGGCAGCAGACUCACCAGUGUGGAGACAGGGGCGGGGAGGGGGCCGGGGAGGCGGAGGAGGCGGAGGAGGAGCGAGCGUUUGAGGCGCGGGUGUGGCGGGAGUGUCACCUGCGAGUGCACCGCAUGGCAGCGGACGGCAACUGCUUGUUCCGUGCUGUGGCCCACCAGGUGCUGGGGGACGCUGCCUUUCAUCGUGACCUCAGGCACCUGUGCCUGGAUUACAUGGAGAAGGAGCGGGACCACUUCAGCCAGUUUGUGACUGAGAGCUUCAGCGCAUACUGCAAGCGCAAGAGGCGCGACAAGGUGCAUGGUAACAACCUCGAGCUGCAAGCUCUAGCGGAGCUCUUCAACCGCCCCAUCCACAUCUUCUGCUACUCCACAGAGCCGAUCAACAUCUUCCAGACGGCGUACGACUCGUCGCUGCCGCCCAUCCGGUUGUCGUACCACCGGCGCCGCCACUACAACUCGCUCGUCGAUCCCUCUCAGCCCAACACUGGCGUUGGUCUGGGGCUCAGCGCGCUGCAGGGCGGGCAGGCGCCGCCAUCAGCAGUGAAGCAGGCGAUGCAGGAGCAGCAGGAUGCAGUGGUGGAGCAGGCACUGGUGUGCGAGGCACAGGCGAGCUCCGACCGCCACCUCACAGAGGAAGCUCUGGAGCUCGCUGUUAUGGAGGCCAGCUACAGGGAGUACGUGCAGCAGCAGCAGGAGGAGCAGCGGCGGCAGCAGCAGCAGAGGGGUGUUGCUGUAUCCUUACCAGGCUAUGUUCGGCCGCUUUGCCCCGUUCCAUUACGUCCUCUGCCUGCUCCUGCCGCCCGCUCAUCUUCUCCAUGGCAAUUCACCCCUCCGUCCUCGUCUGACCUGGAUUUUCCACCAUCAUCAUCGUCCUCCUCCUCCUCCUCCUCCUCCUCCUCCUCCUCCUCCUCUCUCCGGCCUCCUGCUGCUGCAUGCGCACCCGUGCUUGCCUCCUUUGCUUGA
Messenger RNA from Closterium sp. Naga37s-1, 2922 nucleotides. NCBI's taxonomy places the organism in Eukaryota, Viridiplantae, Streptophyta, Zygnematophyceae, Desmidiales, Closteriaceae. The record is from the annotation of a GenBank genome assembly.